AGUAACGCCCCGGUCGUCGUACGGGAAGGUGGCGCCGCUCCUCUCCAGUGACUCGCGGUUGGCUCGCUCUGCCUCACUCGCGCUGGAAAAAAAAAAAGUUUGGCGAAACCUUAAAAAUAACACAGUGAUACGCGACACUGUUCUCUUAUUGGGUGGAAGGAAGGCCUCGCGUGUGUUCUCGAGGCCUUACGAGGAAGUUAUAAGACUAUUGUGAUUAUUCUUUGCUUACGGAGGAGAAGUAAUAGCAGUAGUGGUGACCGUGGAGGAAACUUAAAUAUAAGAAAACACCUGGACACCUCCUCUCGGCAAUCAAGAGCCGCUGCGCGCUACUCAGAGCAGGACUGGUCACCGUCCCGGGGAGCAGCACUGCCACCAGGGACCACCAUCUCAACACACCGACACCCCGCAGCCCCGCGCCGCCACGCCAAGGUGGGCAGUGAAUGAAAAUUUCCCUGCAGAAAAUAAUUUGGCAAAAACAGUUGGAGUGAGGUGAAGUGAAAGUGGGCCUUGACCCCCUGGCGGCGUCUGGCGGCCUGCAGCGGCGGCAGGCGGCGAGUAGGCCUGACGGGAGGCAGGAAGCCCCGCCGCCGAGGAGGUGACGUCACCAGCCGCAGCUCCUGCCGAGGAUGUGCUGAGCUGCCGCCAGCAUGGAGCCGCCGCCGCCACCGCCCGCCGCCCUCGUGGUGCUGGCCGUCGCGGGCCUCCUCGUUCACUCCGCCACCUGCCUCCACACAGGCCAGUGCGACGCGGCGCUGGGGAUGCAGUCCGGCGCCAUUCCAGACGAGCACAUUUCCGCGUCUUCUUACUUUGACGCCGCCGUCAACGCCAUCUAUGGGAGAGCGCACGUGGAGGCUGGGGGUGGCGCCUGGUGUCCCCGGGAGAUGGUGUACCGCGAGGGCCUGCAGUACCUGGAGGUCAACCUGGGGGCGCUGCACGUGGUCACCAAGGUGGAGGUCCAGGGCAGGUUCGGUAACGGACAAGGGCGGGAGUUUGCGACGCAGUAUAAACUACAAAUAUGGCGUCCCAACAUGGCCCACUGGACCACCUACAACGACGGCCGCGGCGAGGAGCUGCUGGAGGGCAACAGCAACACCUACCUGGCGCAGACGUCGCAGCUCAGCCCGCCCGUGGUGGCCGCCAGGGUGAGGUUCGUGCCCUACAGCGACCAUCCGAGGACCGUGUGCAUGAGAGUGGAGCUGUACGGCUGUCGCUAUACUGACGGACUGGUGUCCUACUCGAUGCCUGACGGCGACGCGCGCGGCGGGGACUACAACCUGCGGGACCUGACCUACGACGGCACGCGGCGCGGCGGCUGGCUGUCCGGCGGCCUGGGCCAGCUCACCGACGGCGAGACCGGCCACACCAACUUCCGCGUGGACGCCCUGGGCCGCGGCAGGGGCUACGAGUGGGUGGGCUGGAAGAACGACAGCCGCCAGCGCCAGCCCGUGGAGAUUACCUUUGAGUUUGAUUCCGUCAGGAACUUCUCUGCCUUGCACAUCUACACCAACAACUUCUUCACCAAGGACACGCAGGUGUUCUCACGGGCGCGGGUGCUGUUCAGCGUGGGUGGCGAGCACUACCACGCCCAGCCGCCGGUUGAAUUCGAAUACGUGGUGGAUCGUAUCUUCGAGACCGCGCGCAACGUCACCAUCCGCCUGCACGGCGCCACCGCGAAGUACGUGAAGCUGCAGCUGUUCUUCGCGCUGCGCUGGAUACUCAUCUCAGAGGUCGCCUUUGACUCAGAGCCGUGCCGUUGUAACCAGACGGAGGAAGCCCCGCCCGUCACGCCUACCGAGGUGGUCGAUGAGACGGCUGUGCCGGUGGUGCCCGCCCACUCCACCUCCUCUGACUUCCUGGUGGGCGGCCUGGUGGCUCUGGGCGUGGUGUUCGGUGUGGUGCCGGUUACGCUGUGUGUGCUGUACUACCGCUCUAGGCUCACCAGGAAGGCCAGCAAGAUCUCGCUGUCCAAGGCCAAUGGCGGCGAGACCAAGAAGGUGUCCAUGAAGAUGAAGGACCUGCACAUCAACAUGAACCUCUCUCAGCUGUCCAACGGCUACUCCCGCGCCAAGGGCAACCUAUACGGCCACGUGUCCAUGGACGAGGAGGCCUCCGCCAUGUACCAGGAGCCGUACAAGGGGCCGCUGCACAACCCCGGCUACCACACCCUUGGCCACACCGUGCACCCCCCCGACGUGCCGCUCAAGUGCCCCCUGCCCCCCGACACGGAUGACUCGGUGGAUUACGCAGUUCCGGGCAUGAACGUGACGCCGCCCCCGCCCUUCUCGGACGUGUACUCCCCCCCGCCCCCCGUCCCCCUAACACGACCGCCCAUGACAAAAGGCUUGGCUCUGGACUACCCGACCCUGCCCCCGCCCACGCCACCUAUUCCCCCUCCUCCCAAGCAGCACUACUUCACCGCCUCCCAGGUGUGUCAGCCCGUCAGCAUCCAGGGGCCGGCGGGCAACGUCGCCUUCAUUGUGUCUGAAGCUUCGGAGCUGACGCAGGCGAGGUGUGUUCCCGACAUCGCGGGGAAGAACCUGCGCGUGAUGGAGACGCUCGGCGAGGGCGUGUUUGGCAGCAUCCAGGUCUGUGAGAUGCGCGGCGCCCCCAGCGGCGAGGCGGAGACGGUGCUGGUGAAGUGCCUCAACAGCAGGGUAGACGAGGCUGUGAGGGAGGAGUUCCUGCAGGAGGCUCAGGUGCUGAGCUGCAUCAGCGACAUCAACGUGGCGCAGCUGGUGGGCCUCACCUCUCAGGAGCCGCUGUGCAUCAUCCACGAGUACCUGCAGCACGGCGACCUCCACCAGUUCCUCCGCAGACACGCGCCCGAAAACCCAACGAGUGUGAUACAGCGAGCCGCCUUCAAGGACGGCGGCGAGUGUCCCGUGCUGAGUUACGGCGCCCUCGUGUACAUAGCGACGCAGGUGGCCUCCGGCAUGAAGCACCUGGAGAAACUGAACAUUGUACACAGAGAUCUGGCGGCGCGAAACUGUCUUGUUGGCGAAGGUCUUCUGGUGAAGGUGUCUGACCUGGCCAUGAGUCAGAACAGGUACCACCGCGACUACUGCCGCGUCAGCGAGGACAGCACGCUGCUGCCGGUGCGGUGGAUGGCGUGGGAAUCAGUGCUGCAGGGCAGGUUCUCCAGCAAGAGUGACGUGUGGGCUUUUGGCGUCACGCUGUGGGAGAUCCUGACGCUGGCCCGCCAGCAGCCCUACGCCGAGCUGAGCGACGACGGCGUGCUGGAGAACGUGUCCCACUGCUGCCACGGCGACGGCGCCGCCAUGAUGGUGCUGCCGCAGCCGCCGCUUUGCCCGCGCGAGAUGUACGACAUGAUGACUGCCUGCUGGAGGCCCGGCGACCGCCAGCGGCCGCCCUUCUGGGAGGUGCUCAUGUUCCUGCAGCGCAAGAACCUCGGCUACUGCCUCGACUACCCGGAGUGACGCGCCGCUGCGUCUUGUGUUCCUUAAAGAGAAUCUUCCUUUGACCUCUGGCGCCCAACGCAUCGCAGGUCUUUCCCCAGACGAGUGUCCACGCUGCCUGGCGCGGCAGUGCCCGUGUUGUGUGACUCGUACGCUCAUGAGUAACUACACAACGACACUUGACUAUAUUAGCGAGAACUUACACGACUCUUACCGACACUGGACAUGAAAAGCUGCGGUGUGUAACUAUGGCAUUUCCUGGACAGGCUUGUUAUCCGUGACUUUCCUUGCUCGAGUGCUGGAGAGUGGCUGGAGCAUGAUAGCGUGAAGCAAUGGACACUGAACAGUGAGUGACGGUCAGCCGCCUCCACGGUGAGGCAGUUUGAUCCUAAGCGAAAAUAAAGUCAAUAAUCCCGGUGUGAGACAGUGACGUGCUGGACGGGUGGCGGGGCAGGGUGACGGGUGGCGGCCCCGGUGUGUGCCAAGGCGGCGCGGCGAGUGUCGUGCGUGGCGGGUCAAGGUCGCCGCACGGACGGAGAUGACAGGCACGUGAGAUUCUCCUUCUACAGCCGGUGUUGUGUUGAGGUUUGUGAUUUAUCUGUGAUAUCCUUUAGUCAGGGUCUGGGGCCAUAUUGGCGUCCAGUGAGCGUUUGUAAAUACCACGUGUACUUUACCCUUGUGUUGUGAGAGCGAGCACAAUCAAUGAUCACCUUGCUAAACCUCUAAAGGGAGAAGUAAGAUCACUCAUAGGUGUAAGUGAUACUGUGUAGGGAAUACGUCACACGCAUUAUAUAGUCUGUAGUUCAGCAUUAUUUUUUGAGUGUAUUAGAAGUUGCUUGCAGUAGUUGGUGUGUGAGCAGCGCGGGAGUAACUCUAGAUCUGGUAGUCUUUGUAAAGUGGCCUGUGUUGGUCCCGCGGCAGCCCGGGGCGGCGGCAGCGGCCAGCAGGGGAGCUAGCAGAAGGUCAAGGACUGCUGCUGCUGGAGUGGAGGUCGUGGCGUGUGCCGCUGACCCUGCCCAGCCUCAGCCUUGCGUAUCUUAUUUUAGUUUAGUUGACGUGGGUGAUGAGCGAGGCGGCUGCGUGGACACCGGACACUGCUGAGCCUCGCCGCCGCCCGCCGAGGUGUGGACAGCAGGCGGGGUGGCACUGUCUCCGCGGCAGGCACUCCUCAGCGCGCCCCGCCCUGCUCUGCGCGGCCCUUUCAAGUCCCUGUACUGUCACGUCAAACUCAAGCUGCGUAGUUUGGUUCUGCUGUUACGAAAUGGGAGACUUAACGAUUGAGUCUUGAUUUGUAUGUACAGUGUAUAUCAAACAACAAUAAAGUGCACAGUGUUCCUUAAA
Scylla paramamosain (green mud crab) is the source of this 4757-nucleotide messenger RNA. RefSeq names its product discoidin domain-containing receptor 2-like. Gene Ontology annotation, molecular function: collagen binding; protein tyrosine kinase collagen receptor activity; ATP binding. Lineage: Eukaryota; Metazoa; Arthropoda; Malacostraca; Decapoda; Portunidae. Gene Ontology annotation, cellular component: signaling receptor complex; plasma membrane. The record is from RefSeq and is a predicted model, not a curated record. Gene Ontology annotation, biological process: protein phosphorylation; positive regulation of phosphatidylinositol 3-kinase/protein kinase B signal transduction; positive regulation of neuron projection development.